Melanotaenia boesemani (Boeseman's rainbowfish) is the source of this 3576-nucleotide messenger RNA. It is a transcript of the gene armc8, whose product is annotated as armadillo repeat containing 8. The coding region runs from base 236 to 2257 and encodes 673 amino acids. The record is from RefSeq and is a predicted model, not a curated record. The transcript has 22 exons. Gene Ontology annotation, cellular component: GID complex. Gene Ontology annotation, molecular function: protein binding. Lineage: Eukaryota; Metazoa; Chordata; Actinopteri; Atheriniformes; Melanotaeniidae. Gene Ontology annotation, biological process: proteasome-mediated ubiquitin-dependent protein catabolic process.
AGUCUGUCAGACAGCUCGCCAACUUAGCAGUGCUGUGUUUUGUUGUAUAUCUAAUGCCGAUCAUCACAGCUGAGCACAGAGGGUGACUACUUUUGCAUGUCAUUUAAAAUAAAGCUCACAAGGAGCUUUGCGGACUAGCUACAGUUACUUUUUAAAGGCUGCUCGCAGCUGCUCUGGGGGGCGGAGUGUCCGCAAAGUGCUGCGCCGAUUGGGGCGCUCGAUCAGGGGAAGAGAGAUGGCGUGCUUGCUGGAGGCCCCUCUCCGUAUCAGUGUGCUGUCUGAGGUUACUGCCACCAGUCGUCAUUAUGUCGACAGACUGUUUGACCCCGACCCACAGAAAGUGCUGCAGGGAGUCAUUGAUAUGAAGAAUGCGGUUAUAGGAAACAACAAGCAAAAGGCCAAUCUAAUCGUCCUUGGAGCUGUGCCAAGGUUAUUGUACCUGCUCCAGCAGAGCUCGUCCAGCCUGCAGCUGAGGACUGAGUGUGCUGUGGUGCUGGGCAGCUUAGCUAUGGGCACUGAGAACAACAUCAAAUCCCUGGUGGACUGUCAUAUCAUCCCUACCCUUCUUCAAGGUCUCUUGUGUUCAGAACUAGUCUUCAUUGAAGCCUGCCUUCGAUGUCUCAGAACGGUCUUCAUCAGUCCAGUCACCCCUGUGCAGCUGCUUUAUACGGAUCCUACUGUGAUUCCUCAUCUAAUGUCUCUACUGAGCAACUCACAGAGAACCCAGGAGUACAUCACACAGAUCUUCUCCCACUGUUGUAAGACUCCAGAUCAUCAGACUGUUCUUUUCAACCAUGGCGCCAUCCAGAACAUUGCCCCUCUGCUUAUCUCCCCCUCUUAUAAGGUCCGGAUGCAGGCAUUAAAGUGUUUCUCAGUCCUGGCCUAUGAGAACACUCAGGUCUCCAUGACACUGGUGAAUGUGCAUGUGGAUGGUGAGCUGCUCACUCAGGUAUUUGUUAAAAUGAUGCAAAGGGAUCAACCAAUUGAAAUGCAGCUAACAGCAGCCAAAUGUCUAACCUACAUGUGUCGAGCAGGUGCCAUCAGGACGGACGACAGCUGCAUAGUACUAAAGACCCUGCCGUGCCUCGUGCGGAUGUGCAGUAAAGAGCAUUUACUGGAGGAGAGGGUGGAGGGUGCAGAGACACUGGCCUACCUGAUGGAGCCCGAUGUGGAGCUGCAGAGAAUCGCAAGCACCACCGACCACCUCGUGGCAAUGUUGGCCGACUACUUCAAGUACCCCAGCUCAGUGUCUGCCAUCACGGACAUCAAGAGGCUGGACCACGACCUGAAACAUGCACAUGAGCUGCGACAAGCUGCUUUCAAACUCUACGCCUCACUCGGCUCCAACGACGAGGACAUCCGGAAAAAGAUCACAGAAACGGAGAACAUGAUGGACAGGAUAGUCAGCGGCCUGUCAGAAUCCAGCAUUAAAGUCCGUUUGGCAGCCGUCAGGUGUCUUCACAGUCUUUCCCGAUCGGUGCAGCAGCUGAGGACGAGCUUCCACGACCACGCCGUGUGGAAACCCCUGAUGAAGCUGCUGCAGAACGCCCCAGACGAAGUCCUGGUCAUGGCUUCCUCCACACUAUGCAACCUACUGCUGGAGUUUUCACCGAGCAAAGAGCCUAUCCUGGAGUCGGGGGUGAUCGAGUUACUAUGCAGUCUGACUCAGAGCGACAGUCCUGCUCUGAGGGUGAACGGGAUCUGGGCCCUGAUGAACAUGGCGUUCCAGGCUGACCAGAAGGUGAAGGUGGAGAUAGUUCGGUGUUUGGGUACCGAGCAGCUGUUCCGGCUGCUUUCUGACCCCGACACCAACGUGCUGAUGAAGACGCUCGGUUUGUUGCGCAACCUGCUGUCAACGCGGCCGCACAUCGACCAGAUCAUGAGCUCUCAUGGGAAGCAGAUCAUGCAGGCGGUGACCCUCAUCCUGGAGGCAGAGCACAGCAUCGAGGUCAAGGAGCAGACGCUCUGCAUCCUCGCCAACAUCGCCGAUGGCAACACAGCCAAGGAACUCAUCAUGACCAACGACGACAUGCUCCAGAAAAUCAAAUACUACAUGGGGCAUUCCAAUGUGAAGCUGCAGCUCGCUGCCACCUUCUGUGUCUCCAACCUUAUCUGGAAUGAGGAGGACGGUUCUCAGGAGCGUCAGGACAAGCUGCGGGAGAUGGGCUUUGUGGACAUCCUGCACAAACUGACCCAGUCCUCUGACCCCAACCUCGGCGACAGGGCGAAGACGGCGUUGCAGCAGUACCUGGCGUGACUACGGUGGGCCGCCAUCUUCUACUGCCAGCCCGACUAACAAUCAUCAGGAGGACGCCUGCUGUUGGUUCUUCUUGGUUUCUUGUUUGUUUCAUUACUGAGGCUUGUUUGUUGCACAAAGACAUUUUCCUUUAUUUUUUCUUAAACUUUUGUUUUGGACCUGUGGCUGAGCUCCCUCACUUCCCUCCUGACACCUAAACCCAGCCUCAACGUUUCUGCUCAGUCCUGAACUCGUCAUGAAGACUGUGAGCUUGUUGGAAAAUCAGCGGUUAGGAUAUUAUUUUUGCUUGAAGUGUUUUUCCUUUUGGACUUUGCGAUUUAGGGUUUUUUUUCUUUUUUGGAGUGCAGCCGCCUGACGCCAGCGCUGCUCUGGUGCUUCUGGACUCCUGAUGGCGAAGAUUCUGGUCUCAGAGAGUUGACUACAUGUGCAGGGCUGUCGGCCAGGGAGGAUUUCUGGUUUUGUUUUUUAAUUUCUAAUUAUGAUUAUUGUUAAUAUUAAUGUCUACUUUAGGCAUCACUAGCAAGAACAGAAAAAAAAAACUGUCUAUUUUGAAUUUUUGGGUGUUUUUUUUUUUUUUUUUUUGUGGAUACAUACCUCGUAAAUAUAUAAAUAUAUAUAAAUAUAAGCAUAAAUAUAUAUAUUUUUGGAUUUUUAUUUUCCCCUGACUCACCUGUUUGAGUUCAUUGCUCCCUCUGCACCGUCAUUCCGGUCACAGUCGGAUAAAUCCGCGGCUGUCCGAACCUGAAAGCGGUCUGCAGGGGUGAACGAAGAAAGGAAACGUAAUUAUCCUGAUCUCUGUAGUUUAAUGUUUUACCGCUGAGGUGCUCUCUGCACUGGAGCCUCGACUCUGUCCAGCAUCCUUAUAAUCCCCAUGGGAAGUAUCGCUCCAGAGCUGAACGUUUAUACUCUGACCUGCCUGGUUAUUAAUCAGCAGGCAUGAGUAAACAGAGCAGCAGAGAUGGGAGGAUGACCGUAUCCUCACUCCUCUGCAAAAUGACUUUAGUUGCCAUGUCUGCAGCUCUCCUGUCUGUGUGCAUUCAUCAGAACGGUUAAAUGAAAUGGAUCUCCGGGGUUUCUUCCUCUGAUGUGUUUUCAGUAGAUGGAACGGAUGAAAGGAAGAGUCAAAGACUGGCCCACUGAGGUUCAGGCCCAACCACAGCAGCAGAAUCAAGUGCUUCUCUGUUUUUUUAUCCCUCUGUUAUAUAAUUUCUUCUCCCUCUCAGCAUAUUUCUGGAGUGUUUUUCCUGACAUUUCAAACCUAAUGAAGCUCUGAUAGAAUGAAUGUUACCAAUGAAAAUAUAUGCAGACAUCAAGAAGGA